Lottia gigantea (owl limpet) is the source of this 1132-nucleotide messenger RNA. RefSeq lists its product as hypothetical. The transcript is spliced from 3 exons. Lineage: Eukaryota; Metazoa; Mollusca; Gastropoda; Lottiidae. The record is from RefSeq and is a predicted model, not a curated record. Bases 82 to 1053 code for a protein of 323 amino acids.
GAAAAUUCCAAAGGAAAGAAAACUGUAAACAAUCCUACAGAAGAAGACAUUUCUGAUUCAUUGUCCAAGAAAAAAGUAGAGAUGCCAACCAUUAAACAGAAUCUGAAAAACAUCCAUGUGGAGGCUGAAUUUCUUGAAGAAGAUGUUGAGCAGAUUGAGUCUUUGGAUGAUGAUGAUGAUAAUGGUGAUGAAUGGGCAGAUUUGGAAGAAGCUUCAGAUCUCUCAGAUGAUGAUGGAGUAUGGCAAGAUGUUGACCAAUCCACAGAAAUACUGGAUGAUGGGGAUAAAGAUUCAGCAGACACCACUUUAAAUGAGUCAUUUGAAGACAGUGAUGAAGAUGGUUCUGAUGACAAAGAUGAAGGAGACCUAACUAAACCUCUUUAUAAGAAGCCUGUUUUAAAUGCUUUGAAGAAGAAAUUGCACCAAGCUCAGCUGAGUAAAGGCAUCACGUCUACUAGCGUUGUGCAACCCAAUAGUAGGUCUAGAUCACGUAAAAACAAACAUCCUCCAAUCAUUCCUAAAGAGGAUCAGCCAGAUUUUAAUAGUGACUUUAUUGCUUUCAAUCCAAACAAACCUAUGAAAAAACCUAAAAAGGACAAAGAUGUAUUCAGUAAGAUUUCUAUGAAAGAUGUGUCUGUAGAGAAAGAAAAAUUAAUUGACUUGAAGUCUAAAUCUGGUGUUAAAACAAGUGACACAAAAACUAAGAAUGAAACUAAAAAGACAGCUAGUGGUAAAAUGAUAGUAACAUCAAAUAACGAAGUUGGUACAUCAAGUGGUAGUCAAAUUAUUCCAGAGCCAGCUGAAGUAUUUGAAGUAGAUAAGAAAUGUGCAAGAAAAGUACAGACAACUCAGCCUAGUAUAAAACAACAGAAAAAAUCACCUUGUCAGAAAAGAAAACAUCAACAAGAUCAAGAUACUGAGGAAGAACCCAGUCCUAAAUUAACUAGCAAACAGAGAAGAAGAAGGGAAAAGGCUGAUAAACAAAAUAAAAUUGGUGUGCAUUAUUAUCUGUCUGCUAAUGUUAAAAACAGAAGUAAUAGACGCAGACAAUAAGUUGGUAAAAUAACAGAAAAGUUUUUGUUUUGUUAGUGUAUAAUAUUGUGAUUUAAUAAAACUUAUACAUAGAUUUAAA